Molecule: messenger RNA, 2109 nt
Organism: Endocarpon pusillum Z07020
Lineage: Eukaryota; Fungi; Ascomycota; Eurotiomycetes; Verrucariales; Verrucariaceae
Exons: 1
Coding region: 1-2109 (702 amino acids)
Biological process (GO): amino acid transmembrane transport
Cellular component (GO): membrane
Molecular function (GO): amino acid transmembrane transporter activity
Source: RefSeq, a predicted model, not a curated record
AUGAAUGCCUCCCGACAACAGGAUAUCACGUGGACGGUUGAGUAUGAACAGAGUUUGAAGACUAUCCUCAGGAGAACGCUGCGACCAUGGCAGAUAUUUUCUAUCGUCAUCAGCGGCACGAUCGGAAUUGGCUUUAUCCAAAACACGUCCUACGCUCUUCGCGUUGCGGGCCCCGGCGGUGCCUUUCUUGCAGUGGCUUUGGUGGGUGUGGUUGUCAUCUCCGUAAUGGAAUGCAUCUGCGAGAUGCUUUCCGUGUGGCCAAUACCGAAUGCGAUGGUCGAAUUCGUCAGCGCCUUUGUCGACGAGGAGCUAGCAAUCGUGAUUGGAGUUAGCUAUUGGAUCAUGCAGAUGCUGAUGUAUUCUGCACUGGUAACGAGCGCCGUCAGCUUGUGUGGCUACUGGCAUUUAUCGACUUCUUGGAGGGCCGUUUUGCAUGUAACAGUCCCACUGGUGCUGAUAGCCAUCAACUUUCGACCCGCGCACAUAUUCGGCAUGUUCAAUGUCUUGGUGGGCCUUACAAAAUCGGGCUUUUUGGUAGUACUUUUCAUCCUUAUGAUACUGCGCAAUAAUGGAUGGGGUGAUGGCAACUCGAUCGGCUCUCACUUUUUCAAUGAAGGCAUCGAGCACGAUCCUGAAGCUGCCGAUGGUCGUUUCGCGGCCGUGUGCAUCGCCAUAUCCAUGUCAGCGUUUUCGUACCUGGGCCUUGAGACAGUGAUGACAACUGCUUUCGAGGUGCGACAGCCAAGGGAUCUUCAAUUCACUCUUAAAAAUACACCCCUACUAGUAUGGAUUAUCUAUGCGGUGCUUACUUUGCUCUUUACAUUAAACGUGCCUUGGAACGACCCAGAGCUACCUCGGUAUUCAAAUCAGGGACUGGGAGGUCUCAUCCAAGAUCGCGGCGUUAAUAGCACGUCUCCAUCUCUGGUUGCACCCAUAGUGGCACUCAGACGAGCUGACUUGAAUGUCGACGUGCUAAAUGCUUUUUUUGUGUUUACGGCUCUUAGUGCAGCCAACGUUGCCCUAUACUCGGCUUCAAGGACCCUUUUUGGACUUGCGAGAUCCACAACGCUGCUGUCAUUUACGCAGUCUCUCCCUGCCAAUCGAAAUUGGCUGCAAAAAAUACACAAGCAAUUUGAGAUUGCACUUGGAACAGUCGGGAAGCGAACCUCUGUCCCUUGGCGAGCAGUCCUGCUUUCAGCUGUAAUGUUUUGCUGGCUGCCGUUUGUGGGCCUCAAACGCACAAAUUCUACCUUUGAGUUUCAGCAGACACUGCUGAAUCUGGGAUCCGUCAAUGGCAUCGUAAUCUGGGGUUCUCAGUGUUUGGCUUAUAUACGCUAUCGUUACUACCUGCAAAAGCACCAAGAAAGACUGAUCGACUUCUACUCUCAGUUCCUCCCAUCACGCAGAACGAACUACUUUACGUACUUUCAACCAGCACUAGCUUAUCUGGGCCUUCUUUCUUGUCUUCUAGUCGUUGUUGGCUUCAACAGCGCCAGCUUGUGGAACGGAAAGGAAAUCGGGUUAAAAUUUGCAGGAGCAUAUAUCAGCCCGAUCGUUGGUUCUGUCUUAUGGAUUGUGCUGAAGGCGUGUCGCGGCAAGCGACUGACACUGCAAUUCCAGCUGAGCAGCUGGAACGAUUUCAGAAAGCAGUUGCACCGUCUCACUGACUUGGUUUAUCCGACGGACUAUCCUACGAGUGCCGAAAGCAAAGAGCCCCCUGACACACAUAAUAAGGUCCGCGGAGCGCGAAUUGAUGAUAUGAUUCUUACACGCCCAAACUUGAGGACGAUACCACACCGCUCAACGUCAGGUGACGAUCAAGGACCGCCAGGAGAUUUUGUGCGCGUCGCUAACGGCCAUCUGCACGAGCUUCCUUACGACCUCCAUCCAUGCUCUACUCAGAUGAGUCACACCGAUAUGAGUUUUGACACCGGCACUCAGGAGAAAAUGUCGUUGGACGAAACCCCACCUCUGUCGACCGUUUCAGAAGUCUUGGUUCAAGAUUUCACCCGUAAAGAGCUCAAGCGCCCACACAGCGAUAUCGCGGUUGAGAGAGUCGAAAUGGACUCUGACCCAUCUGUGCUGAGGAAACCGAGUGCUGAUAUCUGA